AUGACGGAUGGAGAAGUACCGAUACACCUGGCGCUGCGUCGCGGCCCUCAAGGUGGAAAGCUGUCCAUAACACCUGGACCCGACAUAACCACCUUUGACGUCGCAGUCCGCCCGGUACAGCACAAGUACGAUAGUGCAAUUGGCAUCAGCAAGAAAAACACCGAACAAACCCCCGACACCGACUUUCUCUACGCCAACGACACAAUGAUUUCCGACGCCGAACUUUACCGUCUCGCCAUCGUCCUCGGAUGCUCGGCCAUGAUUCUCAUUGUCCUUCACUCAUUCCUCGAAGCCAACGCCGGAGAUCUCGAAACCGACAUCGGCAAGGAGAAGAAGGUCGCAAAAGUGGCAGCAGUCCCGGCUAAGGCGAAAUAA
Messenger RNA from Sordaria macrospora k-hell, 375 nucleotides. RefSeq lists its product as uncharacterized. Gene Ontology annotation, cellular component: oligosaccharyltransferase complex. Lineage: Eukaryota; Fungi; Ascomycota; Sordariomycetes; Sordariales; Sordariaceae. The record is from RefSeq and is a predicted model, not a curated record.